Molecule: messenger RNA, 546 nt
Organism: Ostertagia ostertagi
Lineage: Eukaryota; Metazoa; Nematoda; Chromadorea; Rhabditida; Trichostrongylidae
Source: the annotation of a GenBank genome assembly
AUGGACCUGAUUCGGAGACUUGACACGAGAAACAGAGCUGAUUAUCCGGGAUCAGGCCCAUUGAACGCUACCCAACAUCCAUUUCGCAUUCUGACUCGACAUCAUGCACUCCAUUCUGCUCGCACUACUCCUUGUUUCUGUAGUUACGCCAAAGAUACAGGGAACUUCUUGUCAAGCGCAGGGAGGGAAGUGGGUGAGCAAGCGAAACAAGCUUGGAAUGUGGCUAGUCAGAAGGCCGACGAAUUAGGCAGUUCCGCUAAAACUGCAGCCAAAGAUACUGGAGCCUUCUUGUCGGACGCAGGAAGGGAGGCAGGUGACAAAGCGAAGCAAGCGUGGGAUGUGACUGGUCAGAAAGCCGGAGAAUUAGGAAGUUCGGCUAGGGAAGCAGCAUCAAAUGCUGCCGCCCGCGGAGAAACCCUAGCCAAGGACGCAAAGGACUGGACGGCGGGAGCAGUCGAUUCGGUAAAACGCGGUGGAGAGCAAGCAGUGACUUUCGCCGAAGAAACCUUUGAUAAAGUGCGCGAUGGAGUGGAAGAAGGUGACUCA